AUGAGCCUAGUGAUUCUUCUGCUCCUUGUCCCAGCUUCAAUCUCUGCUCAUGGACACGACUAUGAUCCAAAUUUCGCAUUAAAUAUGACCUCGAUUCAAGCCGCAGCCCGUGGUCUUCUCAAAAAAAUCGAUAAGCUGGACUCCAAAACAGUUAGCGAAGAGCAUCUUGAUAGAAUCUACACUGAUCCAUACACCAGAACAAAUUAUGAAUGUUCGGGAGCUCCAGCUGAAACUUUGAGUCUUGAGGAACUCCUCAAGAGCAUCGAAAUUGAUCCGAAUUUUGAUAGAAAAUCGAUAGAAUACUUGGAUUUUCAGAUUACUGGCCGGUAUAGCUUCACCUUCAGAAUUCGACGAGACACGGUGGAAAUUGAAUACAGGGUUGUAGCUGAGAGAAGAAUGAGGGAUACCAAGACGAAGCUAUUUAGAGCAUUUUUGUUAAAAUCCGAGACUUGGGAAUGUCGGGGAGAUCAUAAUUGA
This is a messenger RNA of Caenorhabditis angaria, 477 nucleotides long. NCBI's taxonomy places the organism in Eukaryota, Metazoa, Nematoda, Chromadorea, Rhabditida, Rhabditidae. The record is from the annotation of a GenBank genome assembly.